AUGGAAGCAACCUUGUUAGUGAAGAUUGCAAGUCUCCAGGACGGUCGAUAUUCUGACUUCGAAAUCAAAUGUGAGGAUCGAUCGUGGAAGGUCCAUCGUGCCAUCCUUGGACCGAGGUCAAGCUUCUUCGAGGGAUGUUUUGCAAAUUUCGAGGAGUCUACCACCAAUGUUGUAGAGCUCAAGGACAUCAUUGGGGGUAGCCAAAUCGUCGAUUUCGCCUUGCAAGCCAUCUACACGGGCCAGUACUGCCCGGCGCCUGCGGACGAACCUUUUUCACACCACGUGAGAAUGUUUAUUUUCGGUGACCGGCAUGGGAUACAGGACUUGGCAAACCAGGCCGUGAAUCAGUAUGGACAGCAAGUCGAAGCCACAAAGGCUGACGAGUUCAAGCACUUCGCAGACUUUUCGACUGCCAUCGGCCUGAUUGAGUCUGUCUGUCAGACCUCGAAGAAGAUGCGGCGCAAAUCGCUGAGCCUGGCGACGAGAUGUGCGAAGAAAUUAUUCGGUGACACAAAGGACGCAAAGCUUUUCAAGGAGUGUUUGGUAGAGUCACCCGCUUUCGCAGUCGACCUCUGCCAGAAGCUCGCGCUCUCUAGUGAUGCAUGGAAGUCUGCGUUUGCAUCUUUUCCUCUAAACGAGAUGGUUGACACAUAG
Messenger RNA from Dissoconium aciculare CBS 342.82, 654 nucleotides. RefSeq lists its product as uncharacterized. Gene Ontology annotation, molecular function: protein binding. The record is from RefSeq and is a predicted model, not a curated record. The transcript is spliced from 3 exons. Bases 1 to 654 code for a protein of 217 amino acids. NCBI's taxonomy places the organism in Eukaryota, Fungi, Ascomycota, Dothideomycetes, Mycosphaerellales, Dissoconiaceae.